CAGCAUGUCCGUCAUUCUACUGACCACCUCGAGUUACUCAUCUGGGUCCAAAAUUCGUCCUGCUUUAGUCAGACCUCGAACACGCACACAGCAGUUAGUUACUUCAACAUUUCCUAUCGCCAGAACUCAGCAAACUUUCCAAAGAGUGGACUUGAAAACAGCCGGCAGCAAGAGUAUCAGCGGACACAAGAUGUCGGAUAUUCUGUCAGAAGAGCAGAUUGCGGAGUUGAUGCAAGUGUUUUCUCUGUUCGACAAGGAUGGCAGCGGCUGUAUUACCACAAAGGAACUAGAGGACGUCAUUCGAACGCUGGGUCGUGAUUUAACGUUUCCAGAGAUUCAGGACAUGAUCAGUGAGAUGGACGCGGACGGUAGCGGUUGCAUCGACUUCCCAGAAUUCCUCAUGGUUAUGGCGCGAAAACAACGGGAACAAGACAACGAAAAGGAGAUCAGAGAGGCCUUCAGGGUCUUUGAUAAAGACGGCAACGGUUUCAUCACAGCAUCAGAGUUGAGGGUAGUGAUGGCGAAUCUCGGGGAGAAGUUGAGCGACGAGGAAGUUGACGAAAUGAUAGACGAGGCAGACAUCGACGGGGACGGACACAUCAACUACAUGGAGUUCUACCAUAUGAUGUCCAAACAAUGAACUCAACAGUCUCUGGACAGACACUGCAUGGCAUAAAACAGCAGGGUGACUAGAAUGUCAUUGGUCAUCAGUGCUGGGGACGAUGCUCAGUUGCCAUCCCGGUUAGUUUACCUAGUCUCUACCAGACUCCCGCCUGGCCGAUAGGCGACUCUGGCCAAGUUAGGAAUAAAAACCUAGUAGUAGUUAAUUGGCCUAGGAGUGUUGACCGGCCUGGUCGCAAACUGUACUCCUCAGCCAUCUAACUCCUUUGGUGUGUUUUCUGUCUUAUUUGGCCAAUUUCUACCAUUUUCCAGCGACCUGUGGAGCCUGGUAGAGGCUAUAUUUUACCGGUACUCCCAUACUCCCUUCGGUUGGCAAAGGGGCGCGUAUGGUAUUCCCGGUAAACUAACAAGGAUAGGGUGGCAGCUAGGUCAUACGCUAUACAAAUGACUGACAGGAUAGGCUUCAUCCAAGCAACAAUUAUGCCAGCAGACUAGGACGCAUCGUUUAUGACGGAGGCGAAGCGUCAUCAUCCCAGUGAACAAGUGUCUGAACAGCUCGAAGGAAUCUUUCGGCUGAGAUGCAACAACGAUUGAUGAUGCUAUGCAGGUUGAGGGUGCAAAUGGCGCUGUACAAUCCAAUGGAUGCAGUAAAAAGACAAUUGAUAGCUCCAGUCGCCAUCUACGGCAUCCCCAACGAUACAAACAAAUCCUGGGCUUCAGGCAUGAAAGCCUCACACAAAACAACAAUAAACAUUCUCCAUGGAAAAUUGGUAAUAUAUUUGUACUCUAUUCAGUACACCGUGUAUACUGAAUACAUGAGAAAAUUCACAUAUAAAAAUGUUGUUCCUUGGAGCAGUACGAUAUUUUGUGUUGUGUAGCUUUUGAUACUUGUAUGAGAUGAUUAUGUGCCAUUUGAAAUGUGUGAAAUAUCAUAGAACUACUCAGUAUCACUAUGUCCCCAUUCACGCGUCGAACAGUAAACAUACACGGUUAAUUGUUCUUUUACGUGUGGAUCACCAAAAUCUUGUUGCACACCAUCCAAAGUGUGUGAGCAAUCUGUGAUCUAGCCAGGAUUCUUCUAUUUCUUUGAAAGUAGCAAUAUCGCAUUGAAAGAUUGUAUGUAUAUACAGCCAUGAUUAUGACUUUGCCUAAAUCUGACAGGGUCAUGUCUUCUUCCUCUCCAACUUGUACCUCUCCGAGAAAUGUCAACAUCUCACGUGUAAAGAUCACCGUAAUCUUGUUGCCACACCUAUUGUUACUGUUGCACAUUCAAUGGAAUGUCAAGUUAUCAUGUUGAUUAGUACUCAUUAAGAAUCUUAUUGUUCUCUCUAUUCUUUCAAUUAUAAAAUGGCAAAGAACUUA
Molecule: messenger RNA, 1983 nt
Organism: Branchiostoma floridae (Florida lancelet)
Lineage: Eukaryota; Metazoa; Chordata; Leptocardii; Amphioxiformes; Branchiostomatidae
Product: calmodulin-A-like
Exons: 3
Coding region: 5-640 (211 amino acids)
Molecular function (GO): enzyme regulator activity; calcium ion binding
Source: RefSeq, a predicted model, not a curated record